This is a messenger RNA of Salarias fasciatus (jewelled blenny), 1554 nucleotides long. It is a transcript of the gene vipr1b, whose product is annotated as vasoactive intestinal peptide receptor 1b. Bases 1 to 1335 code for a protein of 444 amino acids. Gene Ontology annotation, molecular function: vasoactive intestinal polypeptide receptor activity; G protein-coupled peptide receptor activity; peptide hormone binding. The transcript has 13 exons. Gene Ontology annotation, biological process: adenylate cyclase-modulating G protein-coupled receptor signaling pathway; cell surface receptor signaling pathway. NCBI's taxonomy places the organism in Eukaryota, Metazoa, Chordata, Actinopteri, Blenniiformes, Blenniidae. The record is from RefSeq and is a predicted model, not a curated record. Gene Ontology annotation, cellular component: plasma membrane.
AUGGAUCCCACACAACUGCUGGCUCUGCUGCUGCUGUGCUCACAUCUACCAAAAGUGCUAUCGGUGCAGAUGUGCGACGUGGUGAACGAGAUCGAGCUGGAGAAGGAGCGCUGUGAAAAUAGCACCUCCGAGAACGUCACCUCAGGUUGCCAAGGCAUGUGGGACAUCAUUGCCUGCUGGCCGUCGGCCAGCGUCGGAGAGGUGGUGACAAUAACCUGCCCCACGUACUUCAGCUACUUCAGUGACCAGCACAAAGGUAACCUCUCCAAAACCUGCACGGCGGACGGCUGGACCGAGAUGCAUCCCAUUGACAUCGCCGUGAACUGUGGCUAUAACCUCAACGGCACCAGCGACGACCAGGGGAAGUUUUUCUGGCAAGUGAAGAUCGGCUACACCAUCGGCCACAGCGUUUCGCUCGUCUCUCUGACCACAGCUAUUGUGAUCCUCUGCGUCUUCAGGAAGCUCCACUGCACGAGGAACUACAUCCAUAUGCAUCUGUUUGUGUCUUUCAUCCUGAAGGCCAUCGCCGUGUUCAUCAAAGACGUGGUUCUGUACGAGGUCGGCGAAGUGGACAACUGCUCUCCUGGCUCGGUUGGCUGUAAAGCAGCGAUCGUCUUCUUCCAGUACUGCAUAAUGGCCAGUUUCUUCUGGCUUCUUGUUGAAGGUCUUUAUCUCCACGCGCUCCUGGCCGUCUCUUUCUUCUCUGAGAGGAAAUACUUCUGGGCGUACAUCCUGAUCGGCUGGGGCGGUCCAACCAUUUUCAUCACAGCUUGGAGCGUGGCGAAGGCGUACUAUGACGACGUGGGGUGCUGGGACAUAAUCGAGACGACUGACGUCUUCUGGUGGAUCAUUAAAACUCCCAUUUUGGCUUCAAUCCUGAUGAACUUUUUUCUCUUCAUUUGCAUCAUUCGGAUACUUCGCCAGAAAAUCAACUGCCCAGAUAUCGGAAGGAACGAGUCCAACCAGUAUUCGAGACUGGCGAAAUCGACGCUGCUCCUGAUUCCUCUGUUCGGAAUCAACUUCAUCGUGUUCGCGUUCAUCCCGGAGCAGGUGAAGACUGAGCUACGACUAGUUUUCGACUUGAUCCUGGGAUCAUUUCAGGGCUUCGUGGUCGCAGUCCUUUACUGCUUUCUCAAUGGGGAGGUCCAAGGAGAGAUCAAAAGGAAGUGGCGGCGGUGGCACUUGCAGCGAUACAUGGGCUCAGACACUAAAUACCAGCACCCGUCUAUUGGCAGCAGCAACAACUUCAGCACUCAGAUCACCAUGCUGACGCGCUGCAGCCCGAAAACCCGCCGGGGUUCGUCCUCCUGCCACGACGAUUUGUCGAGCAUUUGAAUCACGAGUCCUACACGGAAGGCGGUCGUGCCAGAAAUGGGGGAGAAAAAAAAAAAAAAAGAAUGAAAAAAAAAAGAAAAAAGAAAAACGCAGCAUACGUAAGCUUUGACUUAAACCAGACUCACUCGCUCAUUAUCACGUGCGCUCUGGGUGUUUGAGUGUGUGGGAAGGCAGAGUAAAGAGAGGAGAGGCAGGAAGGAUGAAAGGGAACCGUGUGAC